GACACAGUGUCCAAAAUGGCUGCGCCCAGACCUGCGAGUCGUGUAUUCACGUUCCGGGAUGCCAGGGCGGUCCCGGACCCGGUGCAUCAGCCGGUGCUGGACGGACCGGCCGUGCUCGUGUUGGAUAAUGGCUCCUUCCAGCUCCGGGCGGGAUGGGCUGGAGCGGGGCCCCACAUGCAGCUACGCUCGGUGGUGGCCCGGAGCCGAGGGGGGCCCCGGAGCCUGAGCCGUGUGGGGAACGACAUCCCGAGCCUGGAGCCGCUGAGGUGGCUGCUCCGGACCCCGUUCGAUAAGAACCUGCCGGUGAAUCUAGAGCUGCAGGAGCUGCUGUGUGAUCACGUGUUCCAGAGGCUGGGAGUGACGUCAGAGGGCUGCGUUGAUCACCCCAUCGUGUUCACGGAAGCGCCGUGCACCCCGCUUCAUGUCCGGCAGAUGGUGUCGGAGCUCCUCUUCGAAUGUUACCGGGUUCCUAAAGUGUCGUUUGGCGUUGAUGGACUGUACAGCUUCUAUCACAACAAAAAGGAGGCAUUGCCCGCCAGCGCCAUCGUCGUGGCCUCCGGGUACCACUGCACUCAUAUCCUUCCUGUCCUGAAUGGCAGGUUGGACGGUAAGAACUGCAGACGUAUAAACAUUGGGGGCUUCCAGGCUGUGACCUAUCUCCAUCGGCUGCUGCAGCUGAAGUAUCCAGGACACCUCUCCGCUAUCACGUUAAGCCGCAUGGAGGAGAUUCUACACGAGCAUUGUUAUGUGCCAGACGACUAUAUGGAAGAGCUUAAGAAGUGGCGCUGUCCGGAUUACUACGAGGAGAACGUCCACAAGAUGCAGCUGCCCUUUUCUUCCAAGCUCCUGAGCAGCGCUGUACCUUCAGAAGAGAAGCAGGAGCGCAGGCAGCAGCAGCUAAGACGUCUGCAAGAACUGAAUGCAAGACGCAGGGAGGAGAAACUACAGCAAGACCAGGAGCGGCUGGACAGACUUCUGUAUGUACAGGAACUUUUGGAGGAUGGGCAAGUGGAGCAGUUCCAUAAAGCAUUGAUGGAGCUGAACAUGGACUCUGCAGAGGAGCUACAGUCUUACAUUCACAAACUCAGCAUGGCCGUCGAGCAGGGCCGGCAACGCGUACUGGGAGAUUCCAUAGACGGCAAACCACAGACACCAGAAACUGUGGGGGGAGAAACAGAAGAAAUGGAGGGGAUUUCAGAACUGGAAACAAUGGACUCUGAGGAACAGAUUGAACCUGAGAAGACAACACCGAAUGUCCAGCCCAUGUUUAACAUUGCAGAAUAUCAUCAGAUGUAUUUGGGCACGGAGAGGAUACGGGUCCCUGAAGUGUUAUUUCAGCCUUCACUGAUCGGAGAAGACCAGGCCGGACUGGCAGAGACGAUGCAGUAUAUGCUUGACCGCUAUCCAGGAGAAGUGCAGCAGGAGCUGGUGCAGAAUGUCUUCCUGACGGGGGGCAACGUCAUGUAUCCAGGAAUAAAGGCCCGGAUGGAGACGGAGCUUCUGCAGAUGAGACCUUUUGGUUCCACUUUCCAUGUGUCUUUGGCCUCUCAUCCUGUCCUGGAUGCCUGGCACGGUGCUUCUGAAUGGGCCCUCCGGAAUCUGGAAACAGACGAGAGUUGGAUAAGCCGUAAAGAAUAUGAAGAGAUGGGAGGAGAGUACCUAAAAGAGCAUGCGGCGUCCAACCGCUACACCGCCAUUCGACUGCCCAAACCUGCCCCUCGUAGUGCGGCACCAGCCAAUAGCCAGGAGGGAGAGAGUGUACCACAGAGUAAUGCAGGCCCCUCCCCGUCAUAAGGCCGCAAUGCUGUAUGCUUAUUGUACGUUACGCUAUAGAGCAGUGGUCUCCAACCGGUGGACAUCCAGAUAUUGCAAAACUACAACUCCCAGCAUGCCCGGACAGCAUGCUGGGAGUUGUAGUUUUGCAACAUCUGGAGGUCCGCAGGUUGGAGACCACUGCUAUAGAGACUCUGGAAGCAGAUUAAAAAGUGCUCUUCUGUGUCCUCUAUGUCAAGAGAGGCUGGACGGCAGGAUCCAGGAGACAAGUGGCAGCAGCCUUGUAGCUUCCUUAUGGAACGUUACAGGAAGGCCAUGUAGAUAUUGGACAAUUCCCUAAUUUUCUAUUCAUAUUUAUUUUAUUUUUGUAAUAAAACCAAAACACAUCUGGAUAAAUCUCAUAAUGUCUGUACAGAGUUAUUAUUUGUAUAUAUUUAAA
Molecule: messenger RNA, 2212 nt
Organism: Hyla sarda
Lineage: Eukaryota; Metazoa; Chordata; Amphibia; Anura; Hylidae
Gene: ACTR5
Product: actin related protein 5
Exons: 9
Coding region: 16-1794 (592 amino acids)
Biological process (GO): regulation of DNA-templated transcription
Cellular component (GO): Ino80 complex; cytoplasm
Source: RefSeq, a predicted model, not a curated record